AUGUGUGUGGGUGAUUUCAACGAAAUUAUUCGUCAGGAAGAAAAACUUGGUAGAGCAAUCUGCAACCAUAGGAAGAUGCAACUUUUUAGGGAUGUGUUGGAUGAGUGCGGAUUUCUUGAUUUGGGUUUUGUGGGUAGUAGGUUCACAUGGAGUAAGCAUUUUGCAGACGACCACUCUAUUUGGGAGAGACUUGACCGGGGUGUGGCCAAUGCUAACUGGUUUCUUAAAUUUUCAGGGUUGGAAAUUCCACUCCGGAAGAAGAUGUUUAGGUUUGAGAAGAUGUGGCUUUCAGAUGUACGGUGUGCGAAGAUGGUGGAGGCUUCAUGGUCAUCAUAUUCCCAUGAGCAUGAAGACGAUGCAAUCAUUAGGAAAAUGGAACAAUGUGGUAAAGACCUUACAUGGUGGAACCAUAAUAUUUUUGGUAAUGUGAGAAAGGAAUUGGCAAAGAAGAAGGAGCUUUUGGUGGUUGCCGAAAUGGAAGCACAAACACAUAGGCAGAAUGCACGGCUUAGGGCCCUUAAAAGAAGAAAUUAA
This is a messenger RNA of Quercus lobata, 534 nucleotides long. RefSeq lists its product as uncharacterized. Bases 1 to 534 code for a protein of 177 amino acids. The record is from RefSeq and is a predicted model, not a curated record. The transcript has 2 exons. NCBI's taxonomy places the organism in Eukaryota, Viridiplantae, Streptophyta, Magnoliopsida, Fagales, Fagaceae.